Molecule: messenger RNA, 1518 nt
Organism: Plasmodium fragile
Lineage: Eukaryota; Apicomplexa; Aconoidasida; Haemosporida; Plasmodiidae
Exons: 2
Coding region: 1-1518 (505 amino acids)
Biological process (GO): pseudouridine synthesis
Molecular function (GO): pseudouridine synthase activity; RNA binding
Source: RefSeq, a predicted model, not a curated record
AUGCUACUUAGGAACAUUUUUUACAACAUAUCACGUCGGUGUAAAGAGAAUAACAUUUCAUACCUCACCAAAAAGGGGAAGUUUUUGUCCACAAGAAAAAGGGGGGUUGUGCUAGAGGAACGCAGAGGCAUCAUGGGGGAGAACCCUCCCCCCGUUGCUAAUCCUCAACCGGAAUACAAAAGCUACAAGGGUCAUGAUUUAAGUAUAGUAUAUGAAAAUGAGUUCUUCUUGGUGGUGAAUAAGCCUUAUGACAUAAAGUUGGAGAAGGGGAAGCUCGACGAUAUAUACCCCUCCGUGGAAACGCUUCUUCGUGAGAAGACUAACUUGGAUGUGUUCAGAAUUUGCGGGCAGCUGGACUACGCCACCAGCGGCCUUCUAAUCAUCGCCAAAGACAAGCUGAGCUGCAACAUCCUGAAUUAUAACAUAGAAAGUAAGCGCAUAAGCAAAAUAUACCUUGCCAUACUAUAUGGACACCUACCCCUAGGAGUUCUCCAUGUAAACACACCAAUAAGUAAAAUCAAAAAUAAUUUUAAAAUGAAAUUAUGUUACAACUACAAUGAUUACUAUGAUAAUGGGAAAUAUUGUUACAGUUUAAUUUAUCCUUAUAAGCAGUGCUACUUAAAAAAUCAGAAGGUAACUUUGUGUGAGCUUAGGACAAUUACGGGGAGGAGGCACCAGCUAAGGUUGCAUGCCCUUUGUUUAGGUAGCGGCAUUGUGGGAGAUGAAACGUACUUUGAGGACAUGCUAAGUAAUAAAUAUAAAAUUGGUUCGACUCCAAACUCGUGUGAAGAACAAACAGGUGUGCUUGGUGAGGGUGACCAGCAGGACCGGUUCCUUCAAACCACAACGAGAGAAAUCUCCAAAAUUGAUGCCGAGCGGAUGAUGCUACACUGCUGGAUUAUCUUAAAAAAUAAGGAAGGCCAAAAGAAGAAGCUUAACAAAACAGAAGAUAUAAACAUGUUGGAAAAGAAAAUAUUCGAUCAGGAUUACAUCAUCUGCCCAGAUGAAAUAAGUAAAUUUGUUAAUGAAGAAGAAAGGACGUAUGACCAGUGCGUCCUAAAGAACGACGAUAUUAUAAAUGAUAAUUUUGUUAAUUACAAUGUUAAGAAUAUAAAUAAAAAUAUUAAAAAUAUUGAUAGAAGGAUAAGGAGAGGGAAACCUGACCCGUUGCUGGGGAGUCCUGACGCAGUGGAAAGUUUAAACGGAUUGGACAGCUCACAUUUGUUGAACAGGGAAGAGGUAGAUAAAAAUGGAAAGGGAGAAAAUAAUUCACAGGGGAAGGGCGCUAGUGAGAAGGGACAGCGGCAUCAGUUACAUAGUGUUAUACCUACAGAGGAGCACACCGAGCUGCCUUUACAUUCCAACAAAGUCCAAACCGUUGAUGUAACGGGCACCUUUAUAAAUGCCCAAAAGGUAGAUAAAAAUGCCAUUUAUUUGGUGAAAAAUGACACGUAUGAAAAUCCGAACCUGUUGUUCGACGAUAUUCACGACAGUGUUAAUAAAUAUAAUUGGGGCUAA